Pieris napi is the source of this 1900-nucleotide messenger RNA. RefSeq lists its product as uncharacterized. Gene Ontology annotation, biological process: intracellular signal transduction. The record is from RefSeq and is a predicted model, not a curated record. Bases 163 to 1887 code for a protein of 574 amino acids. The transcript has 7 exons. NCBI's taxonomy places the organism in Eukaryota, Metazoa, Arthropoda, Insecta, Lepidoptera, Pieridae.
UAUGAGUAUGUUGUUCUGUAUUCCAAUGUCAAUCCUAUUCUGUGGAGUGACGGCUGACAUUAGCCAUAGAUACUUUGACAAUAUACCAACCAACUUCAGUUUGCCGCAUUUAUUCGAAUAAUUUGGAUUGAAUAGUACAAAUUUUCGUUUACAGUUCUAAAUAUGGUUGAAGCGAGAGUGCCAGACGAGCUUAGAGAUUGGAAUGCAAUGGAUAUAUUUAUCUUUUCGAAUGGACAACAGUAUUCACCGCCGAGAAAGUAUCACUUGUGUUCGGAUGAUUUAAAGUUCUGGGAUUCUACAGUAAGCUUCCUUGCACAUUCACAGUAUGGUUCUUUACAUUCAAAGAUAGAGCUAUACACAAUAGAAGGAAGAAGAGUGGAGGGACCAUUGGAGCUACAUAAUGAUGCCGCGUAUGUAGCUGUCUCGCCGCCAGACCCUUUCAUACAGUCUGGAUAUGAUAAGUAUCUGCUGAAGGCUUCGAGAUCUUGGGAAAAGAGACAAGGGAAGAUAUUGAGUGGCAUCAGGAACCCAAUGCAUGAAAAAAUCCACGUUAGUGGAAACUUAGAGAUUACUACAUCUACUAACAAACCAGUGAAGGAUGAUUCUGUAUCAACAACUGAAACAGGUAAAUGCAGCAAGAUCAGCUCAGCCACAAAACAUAAGCCGUUAACAGCAACGAAACCAUCAACUAGAAGUUCAUCUCUAAUAAAAGACCCCGUUGAAAGACGAAAGCUUCUAACAACAAAAGCAAUUCUAAGAAAAGGGAAACUAUCAGACUCGUCAACAAAGAGAGAUAGUUCUUUGAUAAAGAAUUUAGGUGUUGUUGAUAAGUCUGUUAUAAAACAGGGUCUAACGCCUAGUGAAACACCUAUCAUUGACGCUAUAUUAGAAACGGAAUCUUCAGCGUCAGCAAAAAAACUUACGAAGAAUACUAAUGUUUCUAGUGACAAUGGACUUGAUGUUAUUCUGGAGAAAAAUGAACAUGCUAGUAAAAUUAAACCUAAUAAUAACGUAUACAAGAAUCCUGUGAGUGAAACGGAAUCUAUGAUAGUAGACGUCGACAAAGAUGUUAAUGAUGAUAUAACUAUGAAAAUUGAAAGCAAUACAAUUGAUAAUACUCUCAUUAAACUAGGUCAAAAUGAGAGUGUUGAUAAUGUAAUGAAAACAAAAGAUAUAGGCACUCAGAAAAGUUGGGUUUCCGUUAAUGAAAAACUACAGCAAACAAAGGAGUGUACUUUUAACUUGAAUCUAAAUAUCGAAGUACAUAAUCGAUCAAAUUCUAUUAAUAACAUGGAAUUGAGGAAAUGUUUUAGUAUCAAAUCAGCGGAACAAUCCAUGUUAGAUGUUCAGAAAGAGAAGGUUCGUGAAAACAUCGAUCCGGUUAUGUCAAAAACAGAACCCGAUAAUACCAAAGUUGUGGUUGUUCGAUGUUCAUGCAGCAGUCACCGUACGGAUAAUAAAAUAUUUGCCUUGGCGAAUGAGAAAGAUAAAGAUUAUUUCAUUUUGGUACCGACGCAAGGACUUAUUAAGGUGGAUAGUUGCAGACUCACUGCAUCAAAUACUGAAGAUGGAAAGGCAUAUGAAAGCAGAAACGAAAAAGUUGAUGACAUUGUUAUACCCAAGAAAGAGAAUGACACAGCAGAAGACGGUAAAACGGACAUUGUACAAGAUCGUAAAGCUUUACCUCCUGCAACUCCUACACCUUUACCAAAUAAAGAAGUUACAACAAAUACAAGUGCCUUCGAUAAAAGUAAAUUGUUUGAAGGACCACAAACUAAAAGUACUCAAACAGAUUGGUGCGAUCUUUUGCUGGAGGCGCGGCAUAGUCCGGGAGGCUACACACUCCAUUUGCCAUCGAUACAAAAAUUAAAGGAAUAUAAGUUAUAAGUUAUUGUUUUAU